AGACAACAAGCACAAAGUCAUGUACAUGUAACACGUUACGACAGGCAGCAGUGAAUCCCCAUGUAUGUGGUUUAACGAGGCCAAUCGCGUACAAAUCUCCCGCUGUUCUUGAAGAAGUGACCUUUCAAUGACCCCUGCCCUCACUCCUCCACUGUCCGACUGCAGUGGUGUUAUUAGAGCCUCCGUUUGUUAUCGUAAAUAUACACGUGUUACUUACUGCCUGUCGGAUCAGUGGUAAAACGAAUGAGGACGAGGUCCGUGUGGAUACUGUUAUCGCUCUAAUCGUUCCAUACAUACUUGUGUCCUGAGGAUAGUUGGGUACCGUACUGUUUGUAUUUUCAAUGGAAAGGACAACUCGGCUCGGAACACUGACGUGUCUGGUAUAUUACAAUAUGUUUCAACAAAUUCGGUUGGGAUAUCAAGGAUACAAACUUCGAGACUAAUGUUCUUGGAAAUAUUAGUAUUGAUACUAUACUAUCCGCUGUUUGUAUGGACGUAUUCAAACACCAAUGAAAUGUGAAACGCCACUCCAAUAGAAACUUGUAUAGCUAAUGAGGAGCCCAGAAUAUGUCCCAUGGCCCCAAACGGAGUUCCUCUCUAACAAAAUGGAAACCAUGGUGUCGAAUGAAGACUACGACGCUCUACGUGCUGUUCGUGGUGGUUGCUAUGGUGAUGUUUUAUAUGAUGUUAUCUUUGUCCUCAUACAAUCACCAUACAGCGACACCGAAAUAUCGAGCUCACCGCAAAUAUGCGAUACACACCAUGUAUGGAAUCGGCGCCGAAAGUGGAAUGGCACAGGGGUACUUGAACAAAAGUGCUGAGAAUAAUUCGAAUUUUACACAAUUAUCAGUGUGGGUAAACCCUGAUCUGGAUCUUCUACAUAAAGAAAAACCGAAUUUUUUGCCCAAUUUUAAAAAUCCUUGCUGGUAUGAACGUUUAUAUGGAUCGGAUGUCUACAAGAACAAUAAAUAUUUAGUUGUGUCUCGCUCGGCGAGGCGCAAGUCACUAGAUCUAAUUAGUGAAUGGUCAAAACGGUUAUCAGCCACCCCAUACACUGCCCAGCGUUUACGUUGUCUACCAUACUUUCAAGUGAUUGGCCAGCCCAAGUGUGGAAGUACAGAUCUCUUCUGGCGAAUCAUGAGACACAAGGAUGCGUUUGCUCCCCCAAUAAAGGAGCUUCAUUGGUGGAGCAGGAACAGACAAGGCAAGAACGUCAACUUCACAGAUAUCAUUCCAUUCGAGCAAUACACCGACAUGUUUGAUGAGGCGGCGCUACAUAUAGAGGAGUCUCCAGAAACAGAAGAUCAGGACGUAAAAUAUUACAAUAAAAUACUAGGUGAGGCGAGCGUGUCGACAUUCUGGGAAAAUGAUGACUGGUAUCAUUAUCCAGAGAAUAUGUACCACGAAGAGCCAAUCUACACGAACGCCGACUAUGUCAGGAAGCUCCUCCCUAACAGCAAGCUCAUUCUACUUCUGCGUGAUCCUAUAGACAGGUUAUUUUCAGACUAUCUGUAUUUUAAUUUGGGAGAGAAAUCGUCUGAGGCUUUCCAUCAGCGGAUGGUAAACGGUAUAGCGGUAUACAAGAAUUGUACGGAAACUCACAGUAAGCGCUACUGUGUGUACAACAGACAUGUAGCUCUCCAGUCAGCCACCAGACUAAGGGUUGGGCUAUACGUAAUCUACCUUAGAGACUGGCUGAAAGUAUUUCCACGUGAACAGCUGUUGAUUUUACGUCUGGAGGAUUAUUCUAAAGACCUUGCCGGUGUUAUAAAGAAAGUGUUCAACUUCCUGAAAUUGCGCAAACUAACCGAUACAGAAUUUAAUCACGUUAUCCACGUCCCAAUUGCCAAUGGAAGAAAGAAUAAAGACAAACGAGUUGGACAAAUGCUUGACAAGACUAAACAACUGUUACAGGAGUUUUAUGAACCAUACAAUCUAGAACUAGCCGCUCUACUUGGGGACGACAGAUUUCUCUGGUCAUCAGGAGGAAAGUCGGACGAAACGGAGAAGGAGGAUAAUGAAACGGAGGAGGAAGUGGAGGAUAAUGAAACGGAAGAUGAAAUAUCAAAAGCACAUGUGAAAACAAAUUACAAGAGUAAAACUAAAGACGACAGUGACAAAUCACGUGAUCACACUGAUCCAUCACGUGAUGAUACUGACCACGCACGUGAUGAGACUGAUCAAUCGCUUGACGAUAAUGAGCCAGCAGAUGAUGACACUAAUUCGCCAAGGCAUGGGAAACAACAUUCGGCUACAUCCAAGAAAAAUAAUGAUGAACAGGAUGAUCGUAGCGAGAAUAUAAGAUCAACAAAACAGGGAGAGGAGGAGGGUGGCGACAGGAUUGAGGACACUGUCACAUAUAAUCGUGUAAUGUCCGCCAUAAAAAAGGCAAAAUCAAAUUCGGAAUAUUAUUACUCGGGAUACAAAUAAUUUCUGAGUGAUAACAUAAGAAAAGAGCAUGCUGUGAUAUCGCUUCAAGUGGACCAAGCAAUAUUUGUGUGAACUGUUUAUAUGUACUUGUAAUACUUUGUAAGUAACUUAAGGUGCUUUCAAUCCAAUAUGGAUGAAGCGGAAUUGGACCAAUAAUCAUGUCUUCCAUAAUGACAUAACCAAAAUGAUUUUUAUACAAGCUUCUUUUAUAGACACAAUCGUAAGAACUAACAGUACCCCGGCUUUCGAAGCCAUAUUUUUACUUGGGGUAUAAUUUUCGUUAAAACGAUAUUCGCUUUGAUCGUGUAGGAAAGAAUGCGCCGUUGUCAUGUGUCGUGAAUUAGUGAGGAUUUCACGAUUCGGAAGUUGACCUAAUACAGUCAAACUGUGUUUACUAAGCUUACGUGUGUUAGCCACGUGACAGUAGUAUGGUUUGUUGGCGCCAGGUUAAAGACAAUGGAUAGAUGGUAUGUAAAGGAUUUGUGGUCUUUUUUAGUAGUAUGUUUCGAUUAUGGUAGGUAGGAGACAUGUAUGACUUGUUGUCGCCUUGUAAUUACACACAAGUAGAUGCGGGAUCUAAUUAGCGUCUAGUAGAUACAAGACGAUUCACGCAUGCUUUGUUAACACCAGUUAUGUGAAAGACAACAAUUGACCAUACUUGACAAAAUAUGAUUUAAGUGGCGUCUGGUAGUACUCGCAUCAUCAGAUGUACAUGACCCAUAGUCAACAAAAGUCAACAGCCGGAAAGGCUUUGCCAUCCUCUGCUUUCUAGUACUCGCUAGGAAACUAAAACCAUGACAAACAAUUCAAGGUAUUGCAUGCAAUAUACACUUGGCUUCAGUAAUUUGUUUCUUGCCAAUUUAUCGUAUCCAGGCACCUGUUCAUAUUGCCUGAAAACAUUAUCAUAUUUACCUAUGUAUUUAUUUAUUGUUUGUGUUUUUAUCUUCUCACUAGGAUUUUGCACCAUGAUUUUGAUUAUAUUUGCUCAUCGUAUUAAAUUUUGAGGUUGUUUAAAUGAAUGCAUAUUUUAAAGCAUUAUAGUUUUAAUAUGAUUUGCUCAUUAGCCGUAGUGUGGUGUUGAAUAAUGUCCGGUAAUUCUCUAUUUCGUUCCGAAAGAAUGUUCCAAAACGAGAUUGAAAACAUUUUUUUUUUUCUAAAAUAACAAUCAAAUGUGUAUUUUUCAUCAUACACGAUAUUCCAUAUUUAGCUGUUACACGUAAAUUUGUCUUAUUUUACAAAGUAAGUAAUCCAAUUUACUCCAAGAGCGCACUCGCUCCUCUUUUAAUUCGUUUGGAGUUUUAGAAGUAUAAAGUGAAUAUUUAAGUAAGUCCAAAAGGUCAAGAGUUGUCUUUCUUCUCAUUGUGAUAGUAAGUGUUAGGAAAGACAACUCCCAAAACCAGAAGUCUCGAAUGUUCAGGCGUGUAUUAACGAUAUAUUCAUAGGCUAAUAUUUAGUUUUCCGAAACGGCUUGCUUUCAUCUGCUCAAACGUGCAAUGCAUAUGUGAUGACUGCAUUCCUAAGUUGACGUGCACACAUUCGGUUACUAUAUAUAUAUAUAUACCACCGCUUCUAGCUUGGGUCAGUACAACUAGUCACAUGAUAAAAUACAGUAUGUUUUAUUUUACUAAAAUAUGCUAGUUGUAUUGGAUACCAAUUCUGACCAAGUCGCUUGUGGAACGUUCGGAACUCUCCAUCAUUACAUAUAAAUCUAAAGGCAUCCCUCAUGGUUUGUAUUUUUGAUACGUGUGACACUUACAUGAGAAUCUCUUCCCGCCUUGUCAUUAGACUGUUUUUAUUUCACGUCGAUACGUUUUAGUAUCCAUGUUUGUUUUUUAAGGUGAUGGUCUAUGUUUUGUUGAUAAUAAUGUGCAAUUAAAGGUAACGUUCAGACAUCUUGCAAUAUUUUACGAAAAAAUGCAUAUAUGCUUUACUUUUAUUAGAUGUCAAAGCGUUUGAAUACGUUGACAGUACGUCAUCAACAGGAAGUAAAUACUAACAUAGGACAUAGUCCAAACUCACGAGCUUUAUACCUUUUUGAAUAGUCCAAACUCACGAGCUUUAUACCUUUUUGAAUAGUCCAAACUCACGAGCUUUAUACCUUUUUGGAACACCAGCUGACUGAUACACCGAAUGAUAAGUAAUUCGUUUGAGUUCUAAUAAUACUACUGUGGUUACAAUGUUAAUUAAAUAUUUCUGUUUUACACCUGUCAGGUAUUUUAAGAAAUAUCUUUUAUGCAGAAUGUGAAAUGUUUCAAUGAAAACCCCGGUGUAGAGCUACAUUACACUAUACUAUGAGCCUCCAUGGAAAAAUAUUCUGAAAUACUCAUUGGACAUUUUAGAAUAUUUCCAUUAUUUGAAAAAUGUGUUACGAUGUAUGUCAAUAAAUCGUGGUCUACCUAA
Molecule: messenger RNA, 4830 nt
Organism: Ylistrum balloti
Lineage: Eukaryota; Metazoa; Mollusca; Bivalvia; Pectinida; Pectinidae
Product: carbohydrate sulfotransferase 15-like
Exons: 9
Coding region: 568-2430 (620 amino acids)
Biological process (GO): hexose biosynthetic process
Molecular function (GO): N-acetylgalactosamine 4-sulfate 6-O-sulfotransferase activity
Source: RefSeq, a predicted model, not a curated record